Triplophysa rosa is the source of this 6337-nucleotide messenger RNA. Its product is annotated as transmembrane protein 64-like. The record is from RefSeq and is a predicted model, not a curated record. The coding region runs from base 642 to 1679 and encodes 345 amino acids. The transcript has 3 exons. NCBI's taxonomy places the organism in Eukaryota, Metazoa, Chordata, Actinopteri, Cypriniformes, Nemacheilidae.
CGCAUGGAAUACUGGGAAACAAACACAGUGGUCGGGAUAAAGCUCGGCGUAAACAUCGAUUACUGACGCUUGCUGAAGACUUUGCAGGACAAGAAAACAACUCCUUCGUCUGAAGUAACGAGCGCGUUUCCGCAGUUUUUCAUUGUUAUGACUAUUUACGACGAGCGAUGUGACGUUUUAAACCGUACGAGCGGCUGGAGCCCGAAUGAUAACGUAACCGCAGUGGUCUGUGGUUAUCCCUGGAGUCUGGAAAGUUAAACGUGUCUGUGAUCUAUAAACUAGACGCGAUAAAUCUGAACACGUCUGAAAAUCUCUCGCAGGGGUCUGGUCGACAGGGAUGUCUGGGGGGGAUGUUAUUCCCGAUGUCAUCAAGGCGGUGAUUGGACGGUGGGAGAUCAUGGCAUUCGUGAGCGACCAGCAGCUGACACGCUUGGAUUUUAAGUCCUUAAAAUGGUCCGAUUUCGCAUCGGUUCUUCCGAGAUAAAUUGACUAUUUCAACUCCUUUUCCUCUUGUGUAUUUGUUGCUUGUCGGUUUUCCCCACGCCUUUAUCUAAGUGAUCAUCGCUUCCAGGCAACGUGGAAAGUCAAGGGUCAUUAUAUCGGACUAGUAGUCCAGUCGGUCAUAUGAAGGUAUAAUAAACAUGUGGAGCUCAGGGCCAGUGCACGGUUUACUGAAAGCCCUAAAGCACACGGCUGGUAAAGGUCAAAUCCAGCUGAGCCGCUGGGUGCAUCGAACCCCGGAGUCGCUGGACUGCGACAAGAUUGACAUCUUGAUCUGCAACGUCUUUGAUGAGAGAGCAAACGGUGGGAAGUCAGAGUCGGACCCCGAGAGCUUGACCGACGCCGGUGUGUCCUUCACCCCCGAAUUCAGAUAUCCGUGUUGUAUAACCACCUGUUGCUGUAAAAGCGCCCUGCUGGCCUGCAUCCUGACAGCUGUGUGCUUCUCAUCGGUGGCACUGGCGCGCCAGUACCUGAAGGACGCGUUAUUAUGGGUGGAAAGUUUGGACAGCCUUGUUGGAGCCAUGCUCUUUAUAGUGGGAUUGAUCACGGUGUCUUUUCCCUGCGGUUGGGGUUAUAUCGUGUUGAACGUCGCCGCGGGGUAUUUGUAUGGGUUCGUGUUGGGAAUGGGUCUGGUGAUGGUUGGGGUUUUGAUCGGGACUUUCAUAGCUCAUGUGGUGUGUAAAAGAUUACUGACGAAUUGGGUUUUGAGUAAGAUCGGCAGCAGUGAACAGCUCAGUGCUGUUAUUCGGGUCGUGGAGGGUGGAAGUGGACUCAAAGUUGUGGCCUUAGCGAGACUCACGCCGAUUCCCUUCGGUCUCCAGAACGCGGUCUUCUCGAUCACAGAUGUGUCCUUGCCAAACUAUUUAGUGGCUUCCUCAGUGGGACUUCUUCCAACACAGCUGCUCAACUCCUAUCUGGGCACCACCCUGCGCACAAUGGAAGACGUGAUUGCGGAGCAGAGCAUCAGUGGAUAUUUUGUAUUCAGUCUGCAGAUCUUCAUCAGUAUCGGCUUGAUGUUUUACGUCGUACAUCGAGCACAGGUGGAACUGAACGCCGCCAUCGCCGCCUGCCAGAUGGAACUGAAGACAUCGUACACAAACGGCAACGCGGCCAAUCACAGUGGUCCGAGCUACUGCAGCAAAAGAGCUGCGGCAGGAGGAGGAAUCAACAUAGUCUGACGGCUAACUUCAACAUUUCUCCUUCAAGGGACACACGUCAACCACCCCCACCAUCCAGUUGAGCUGCCCUGGCCUGAAUGCAGAGCGGAGAUGUGUCUGAAGGCAGUGAUAGGUAGUCUGGGAUCUCGCUGCCAUCUGAGCGACUGUGGCCCUUGCCAGCUGUUGUGGUUAUGAUAAAGGUCGAACUGUGAAUAGGCUCAAAGCUGAGGAGCUGCCCAUCGGGGACUGUCAGCCUUUGAUGGAAACAUUGCCCAAAGAUUGGGACCCUGGGCCAGUAUUCUUUAAUGAGUCAAUGAAAUUGAUUGAUAUGAAGUUUUUGUGGUACGUUUCCUUCCUGUUUUAUACUAAUAUAAAUUAUAUAAAAGUUUAUAGGAUGUCUAAAGCAUGAGUGAGUAACUUGAGGAGUGUUAGAUUUGUAGUUACUUUAGAUGUCGCGGAGGGCCCAACUAAUAUAUCAGGUUAUUAUGCUUAAGUUUAUUUUGUUCUAUAUAUAUAUAUAUAUGCUGUCAUUUGGUAUAGAUGAACAAUUAUGUUCAUUUUUUAUACAUUUCAGAAAUUAACCAAGUAUUGCUUGACAGAUUGUUUCUUUUAUAAAAUGUUAGAAGAGAAAAGUCCCACCUGGAUGAAAUUGUGGCAUUCGCCAGACAGGGUACACUUCUGCCUCUCGGCAGUUUUUUGAGGGAAGGACCUUUUCUUAGCUGGAUAUUUAAGAACUGAAAUCUUUAGUAGUGCAUGAUCAGCUCGGCGGUAUGAGCGUACGUGUUCAAUAUCUCAUUCUCAUAUUGAGAGGACUGAAAUUUAUUCUGCCUUGUAUGAUUUAACCAAAUGCUAUAUUAUAGGGCUGUUAGCAUUUUACAAUAUCACGUUUGUUAAUUUAUUCAUUGUUAGCAUGGUAUCAUUCAGAAAUAUUUCACACAUGGGCUUCUUUAAAGGAAUAGUUCGCCUUCAAAAUGAAAAUUCUGUCAUUGUUUACAAGCCCUGUUGUCAUUUCAAACCUGUAUGACUGACUUUCUUCUGCAGAACACAAAAGGAGAUAUUUUGAAAAAUGUUCGUACCAGAAAACCGUUGGUCCCCAUUGACUUCUAUUGUAUGGACACAAAGCCAAUGCAAGUCAAUGGGGACCAACGGUUUUCUUUUACGGACAUUUUUCAAAAUAUCUUCUUUUGUGUUUUGCGGAAGAAAGAAAAUCACACGGGUUUAAAAUGACAACAGGGCGAGUAAAUGGUGACAGAAUUUUCAUUUUGAAGGUGAACUAUUUCUUUAACAAUUUUGUAUAUUUAAGAUAAAGACUAAAUGUUGAAAGUAAAUAUACAUAUUUGUGACAAUGACAUUAUUAUUAUUACAAUUACAAAAUAGUCAACACAAGAGUCACACACUUUAAUGGGUUGUUGGUGUUGUGCAAAAAAUGGCUCGCAGUUUCCUAAGAUCCAUCGUUUUUCCUUGUUUCUCAAAUGCUUAAAUUCAGCACAAGCCCUCCAUCACACAGAUCAAAUUAGACCUGGAAUAUUAUGCCACAUUUUACUUCGAUGCAUGAUAAUAACCGUCAUUCCCUCCGUAGAGAUUCUUCUAGUUAGAAACAAAAGACUCCUGAGCAUUGAGUGACGUAUUUCUGCCUAUAUCAUUUACUACAGGGUUCUGGUAAUGAGCUCGGAGCCCAGGUAUCUCCUGUGCCGACAGACCUACGGAAAACAUUAAAUCCCUCAUUGCCUAGAAUUUCACAUAAUCCGGGUGCCUGGUUUGUUUUUGUUUUGUCUUGUCGUAUGCCUCUCACUACAUUCCCGCUACACUGUAGUGCUAAAUGCGAAUGUUGUUACGCUUUUGCAGUAUAGUAUUUUCUGUUAGCGGUGUGAAUUCUUUUCUAAUGUUUCACAUACAUUCUGUUGAGCAGCAGUUGUUCUCAGAAACGGAAAUGUAGACUCGGUGACUUCGAUCCAAGUAUCGUCUGACACAUCGACACUUACAGUUUGGUUUACAGCAACACUAACACAUUACUGUAAUCUGACAAUCAUAGGGUUUGUGAACAUUGGCUUGUUGCUGAUGUUAAAGUGAUAGUUCACCCCAAAAUAAAAAUGUUUUCAUAAUUUACUCAUUCUCAUGUCGUUCCAAACCUGUAUGAGUUUCUUCUGAAGAUAUUUUAAAGAACGUUGGUAACCAAACAAAACUGGCCCCCAUUGGCUUCCAUUGUAUAAACACAAAACCACUGAGACAUUUCUCAAAAUAUCAUCUUUGUGUUCUACAGAGAAGAAAGGGUCAUAUACAGGUUUUGAAUGACGCGAGACAGAAUUUAUAUGUUUGGGUGAACUAUCCCUUUAAAUCUCACCUUUUUAGUUUGUAUUUGUCUUCAGUCAUAGUGAUGCUGCUACUUGGACGCUAGCGUCUGAGUGAAAUGCUGACAAGGGCUCGCACUAAUAUUGCAACUUUAUUACAACGUGACAUGCCAUCUCGGUUUUCCUACAUAGGGAGUCUGUGCAAACAGACAGGACGAGAUUUUCCAACGCGUUGUUACAUUUUUUUGAAAAGUGCAGAUGUGCACAACUGGACACAUUCCUUAUCUUAAGAAACGGUUCGGUGGUUUGGAUGUUUCUGGAUUUCAAGAAAAGAAAAUGGCCCCUCUGUUUUCUGUAUUUAGCAAUAAAAGCUGAACAAGCGGACUCGCUUUCUGAGUUACGCUGGAGAGAUCCAACAAUCCUGGUCUUGUGUUACGAUGUCAAUCUGCCUUGUACCUCUUGCUGCCUAAGACAUUGAAACAUGACACAAGCCUGCAGUGUGAACCGACUUUGAAUUCCCUUAAGAUGUCAAUGCAAAAAAUGUAAGUUAUACAGAUUUUAAUGGUUGCGUUCACAAAAAGAGAAAUAAAUAACAAAUUGGGGAUGCAUAUUAGUGCUUUGUCUUAUUUUUUAUUUAUCGAACGACAGUGAAAUAUGCAACAAUGCAAAUCUAUAUAUGGUGGGGAGAAGGCGAACCUUAAUCUGAUAUUACAGGCUAUAACCACAGCACAUUAUUUAAAAAAAGAUACAAAUGUAAUUUCAGAUUAAGGCACAUCAGGUACUAUACUGAAACCUCCCAUUUUACAAGUGCAUUUUGCAUUGUAUUUUGUAAUACAGAGAAUUUUGCAAAGUGUAAAUGAAUAUUUAUCGCUGUACCAUGCCUGUUCAGUGUUAUUUAUGAAAUAAAAAAUGUUUAAAAUUAAGACGCUUGAGUUUUUCUAUGCCUUGCUAUCUAUAUAAAUAGCACCAGUGUUUGUGUCUUAAUAGGGGCGCGUCUUGUAAAACUAAAGAUGCUUUGUUUGCUGAUAAAUGCAGUUUAGUUACAGAUUUACAGUGCUAUCUCACACCACAAUGUUCUUCACAUAGUUCCAUUAGUUAUCUCUGGGGUUACAGUGACAUGGUACAAACUACACCAUUAUCUAGAAAGGCUGCAAUAUGAAACCUUCCAUGAAUAAGAUCCUGGUGCUAAUAUAACCUUGACUGCUUGCCACUAACACUGAUAAGUGGAAAUGGCCUGAAAGUGCGCAGACACAUGUUGCAUAUAUGAUUUGGUAUAUUGACUUUUCCUAUUCUAUUAUAGAAAUGAAAAAAACGAUUUAAAAGCCCCACUAGUCUUCUACACUGAAACGGCACGAGCUCUCAGUUCAAUGUGGUGGAGUGAUGACUAGAAAGCUCUAAAAUCUCUUAUUUGAGAAGAUCAGGAGGGUAGAUCAGCUGGAGGUGUCUAAACUCAAGGUCUACCGUUAGCUUAAGGGAUAGUUCGCCCAAAAAUUAAAAUUCGGUCAUCAUUUAUUCACCCUCAAGUCAGUGCAGAACACAAAAGACAACAUUUUGAGGACUAGUAGUAACCAGACUAUACGUUUCCCCCAUUAACUUCCAUUGUGUGGACACAAAACCACUGAGACAUUUCUCAAAAUAUCUCAUUUUGUGUUCCGCAGAAAAAAAGAAGUCAUUUACAGGUUUUAACAUGAGGGUGAAUAAAUGAUGACAGAAUUUGUAUUUUUUUGGUGGUAUAUUAUCCCUGGCCCUUCAAAUAUGAAGUGGCAGUGACCUUUAUCUGUGACAGAGGAGCAAGGAGAGAGCAUGUUUGUGCUACAAGCUGUGUUUUAGAGCAGAACUCUGUGAGCCAGUCGUAUGGAUCCCGAGGGCAGAUCUGUUCUGAAACCUUUGGCAGUUAGCAGUUUGACCUGGUUUAGAUCUAGCUACUAUUUACACAUCUGACCGUACAAAAUGUUUAUUAGUCUUGGCGGUAGCGUGAUUUUCAAGGUUGUCUUGUGCCCCAGAUAGCAAACUGACAUUGAUUCAACAUAAAUUGUUGGUCACAGGGUCCAUCACAAAUUUGUUUGCUCGAGUGAGACUGCGAUUUUAUAGUGCAGAGUGUACAUGACUUUACUGUGUUUUACAACAAAUGGCAAACUAAAUGGUCUAUUUUUAGCAGUGCCUGCAAGGCAAUAUGUUAUUUUUAAUUUCUAAUAUAAAUAUUGGUAUCUGUGUGUGGCAAAUACACAAAUGCAAAUGCUUGUUGCUACGCAAGCUGUGCUUUACACAUUGCUGUAUCAAAGCCCAUUUAUGCCAUAUAAUUUAUUUUAAAUCAUACUCUUAAAAGGCGAAAUUCUGAGAUAAAGUUAUAAUAUAAAAUAAAAAGUCAGAAUUAUGGAAAAUUAAGUCAUA